UCUCAUUUGCAUAUUCAUUUAUUUGUGCUCGCCAUUUUGGUAGCACUAAGAUAGGGGCUAAAGCCAAUUUUUAAUCUGAGAAUAUCGUAGCCAUCGGUGUAUAUUUAUUUAAUUUUCCACUCUCAUUUUGUUGGGAAAUUUUUUACCCACGAGAACGGGCCUGCAUCUUUGCGGUUCGUUCAGAGGGUCUAUGACAAAACCUUCAAUGUUUGAGCUUCGGCAAAAUGUCCACUAUUUCGGGGAUUGGCAGUAAAGGGGAGAAGAAUAAAAGUAAAUUUAAGAGUAUAGACAUCAACACUCUGUAUAAAGGAAAAAGUGUCGAGACUCAGAAGUCAACUGUUCCUCGGCAACAUGGACUUCAAAGCUUGGGCAAAGUGUCCAGCUUGCGGCGCAUGCCGCCUCCGGCAAACUUACCCAGCCUAAAGAGUGAGAACAGCGGGAACGAUCCCAGCAUUAGCCUUGUCCCUAGUGGGGGUUCGGGAUGGGUGUCGAAGGAAGAGAAGAAGGAGGGCAGUGGAGGUGGAGCUCAGCCGCCAUCGUCGCAGCUGCAGCAGGCCACGCCUACGCAGCAACAACAGGUGCCACCACACCAAGCAGCUACCAAGACCAACAUCCCUGCUGGGGGGCCAAGCAGUACGGGUGUACGGUCAUGGAGCAAUGUCACAGGGGGCAUUCAACAAGGGGGAUUAGUAAGUCAUCAGUCACCAUUAUUUCAAGAGGAAUUUCCAAGUUUAGCACAAGAAGAAAAGAACAAAGAAACAACUGUACCUACCAAAAAGGAAGAGGAUAUCAAGGAUACUCAAUAUGGACCAGGGCCAAGCUUGCGACCACAGAAUGUUGCAAGCUGGCGAGAGGGUGGCGGGCGUGCAGUGCCACAACAAAAAAUAGAAGAACCCACACAGAGUACUACCAACUCAAACCAGAUCGAAACACAGUCCAAUGGCCUCCAGAUGUCCGGUGGAAGUGGGGCUGGGGUUGGGGCUGAUUUACCAUCUCUGCAGGUACCACCCCGCCCCAGCUCAGGUCAUGGACCACCAAUGGGUCCCAUGCCAAUGGGUCCCCCAAUGGGAAUUCCCCCACCACAGUACAGAGGCAUGAUGCCUGCCUAUAUGUUUGGAAGGAUGCCUCCUGGAACCUAUCCACCAAACUAUCCCAGCUUUAGACCACCAUACUCUCAUGAUGCCAGAUUCAGAGGCCCACCUCCCUCUAUGUCUCAUCAGAGACACUUAGGGGAUGGUGAGGAGGGUCAGAAACGACCUGCCAUUGUGUCUGAUAAGCAACUUAAAGAUUUUGAGGAUUUAUUAAAGUCUGAUCCUACUGAUGGGGGAUGGGCAGGUCCUCAAGGAGAGAUAGACUAUAGUGAAAAGUUGGUUUUUAGCGAUGAAGAUGAUGAGCCCCAAAGCCCAAGGGACAGAGCUCUGAGAGAUGAAAGACGACGACUAAGAAAGGAAAAUGAAGAGCAUCAGAAAGAAAGUGAAUCUGAUAAAGAAAGAAAAGAUGAUAAAGAGAAGAAUGACCAAGGCUCACAAAUGGUUAGAGAAGCAUGGCCACCUCAUCGAGCCCCACCUCCACAUUAUCGGGGUGGACCUAGGCCACCUCAUCCAGGCAUGGAUGCUAGAAAUUGGCCACCUCACAUGCUGCCCUAUGAGAUGUUGGGUCCACGAGGUGCUCCACCUUAUUUUAGAAUGGCGCCACCUCCUCAAAUGCGACCAUUUGGUCCACCUCCACCUCCUGUAUCUAGCCCUGGGGCAAUGCCUAGCAGAAAACCUGGAGAGAAUGAUGAUGAUGAAUUAUGGCGACUGCGUCGGCGAGCCAAUGAAGGUGAAAUCAACAUUGCUGUAGAGAGAGCUAGAAUCAGAAGAGUUGAAGAUGAAAAGAAAAAAGAAAGUGAGCAGAGGGCUGCAGCUGCUGAAAAACUCCGACAGUUGGAAGCACGGGCCAAAAAAAAGGAGGAAAGCAAGGAAGGUGACAAUGAAGGAGGAGAUAGUAGAACUACUAGUGAGUCUAGUGAUAAAGAGCCAAGGGAAUCUAGAUACAGAGAUAGACCUACAAAUCUUACACCACCUGCCCAGAGUGAUCAGGGAUCUAACACAAAAACUUAUUUAAGAAAUGUACCACCAAGAUUUCAAAAACAGCAGGAAACUUCACAAGGACGUCAACAGCCUCCUAGUCCUGUUAGUGGUGUAACAGGAGGACACCCAGCAGUUCCCCCCAUUCCUCAAGUAUUUAGACCUGGGCAGGGACCACCACCACAUUGGGGCUAUGAUCCUAGAGCCUGGGGAGCCAUGCCUCCACAUUUUUUGGAUCCAAGAUAUGGACCACCUCGGCCACCUCUUGACAUGCAAGGCAUGCCUAUGUAUGGACCACCAAUGUCAAGGCGGCGUAAUGAUAGUCAUGGUUCUGGAAAUGAAAAUCAAGAAAGUGAAACUGGUCAUGGUGAUCAGUUUGAUAGGCCAGAUCACAGAGCCAGUUCUUGGAUUGAUGGUAGAUAUCCACCUAAUCCACAUCCUGGUCAUUUUGAUGAUCCGCGUCGCCAUUAUUAUGAUCAGAGAGUUUAUCCAUUUGAUUAUGAAAGAAGGGACUAUGAGCGUCCUGGCAGAGAAGAAGAAAACCACCCCAGUGAAGGAGACACUGCUCCCAAAGAGCUUGAGCAAAGACCAACAGUAUUACAAAGAGAUUCCUUUGAUGAACGUAAAAUAAUGGAUAAGGAAGAUCACAAGCCAGAACGCAGCAUCAAUAAAGCUGAAUGGGAUUUAAAUAGAUCUUACUCCAAAGAGUCAAAUAAAGAUGAUCCUUUGGAUAAUUACGAUGAUGAUGAUGAUGAAUUUGAUACUAAACUUGAUAAACAAGUAGAAGAAAGAGAAGAGCCUCAAGAGCCAUACAGCAGAGGUUACAGACAAUCGAGGCCUACUCCCAAGUUUAGAGCCUACUCAUCUGAGGAGGUAAAGCAGCGAGAAGCAGCACAAAAACAUGAUGCACCCCCACCUAUUCCAUCAGAGCAAAAUAAACAAUCAAGUCAGGCUAAGAACAAUUUGACAUCCUUAAAGCGUAGUGCUUCUAAUAUGUCAAGCAGUUCUGCUGCUUCUUCUGACAAGGACAGAGAGAGGAAAAGUGAUUCACCCAAAGAAUGUUUAGUUUUUGAACGAUCUCAAGGACUCAAAAGAGAAAACAACAAGGAGCAAUCUAAGGAAAUUAAACAAUCUGUCAAAGAAACCACCAAAGCACCUGAACAACCACCUCCUCGUCCUAAUGCAUGGGAAAUUAAAGAACAGGACAGAAAAGCCAAAGAGCCAGAUAAACCAGAGGAGAAUUCUUAUGCCAAAGAUGAUGAAGAUGAAAAACCUUUUGAGGAGCGAGUGGAUAGUCCGUUUAGUAACAGGCCCCCUUUAAAAAAGAAACGAGAGGAUGAUCAAGAUAGAAGAGACAGGCAUGUUGAUGAUAGAGACAGAAGAGACAGAGAUCAUGACAGAUACAAUGAUAAAACAGAUCGACCUCGAAGCACUCCAGGCAGAGGUGGAAGAGAGUUUGUUAGAGGAAGAGGUGGUUCUAGAGGGCGUGGACGAAACUCUGUGCGUGGAAGUUAUAAUCCACGUGGAAGGGGUAAAGAUUAUUAUUCUGGAAGUUAUGACAGAAUUGGUGGACCAAACAGACGCAUGGAUCAAAACAGGCCAAUCAAGUCUUUUCAUAAAUCUGAUGACAGUGAAGGAAAUGAAAGGGAAGAUUAUAAUAAACCACAAAGACGCAGGCAUGGGCCUGCUGAUGAUUUAAGUGAUGUAUCUGCUGAUGAGGGCAGUGCUUUCAAUGACAGCAUCAGUCAUGAUAGGCAAGAUAAGGAGGAUGAAAGACGUGAAUUGAAGGACACCAGUCAGCAAACUACUAGAGCUGCAGAUGACAAUCGACCACAAGCUAGAAGGGGCUCGGAGGAUAAUAGAAUUAGGGGUUCUGAUGAUAUACGCAUACAUGGACAAAGAGGAAACGAGGAUGUCAAAUCUCGAGGGAAAGAUGAUGUUCGUCAAGGGCAGAGAGAUGACAGAGCAAAUGAUGAAACAAGGUCUCAAGUGCAGAGAAAUACAGAAGAAAAUCGUCAGCUUGUCCAAAGGGGACCUGAACCAAAUCGUGAGAAUAAACAAAACAGAGACAUCCGUGAUGCGAAGAAUCCAUGGAAUAAUGAAAACAAGGCACCUCAAGGUGUUCAACCACCUAUUGCUAAUGUAUGGAAUAAUAAAAAUUCACCACUUCUCCCUGAUCCACCUAAAACAGAAUGGCCUUCUGACUUAAGUUCAAAAGAUCAAAAAGAUGAUAAAGCUGUCAAAACUGAUGUUUGGCAACGACGAGACUCAAGAGAAAUAGGCCAAGAAAAAUUAACCGGAACUUUACAAAACUCUGUUCAGGUUGAUGGGCGUGAAAAACGUCAUGACGGUAAUAAUCGCAGAGAAGAUAACCGUAGGCGACAAGAUACUAGAGAUGGCGGUCGUCGUAAUGAUAGAGAUCGGCAACGUGGUGAUGAUCCUGGACGAAAUGAAGGUCCUGAUGGAGAGCAUAAAGAUAAAAGAGAUAGAGAUAAAGACAGAUACAGAGAAAAAAGAGAGUAUUCAGACCUGCGACAAGAUGAUAUAAAUGGUCAAUUCAUUCCUAGAGGAGAGCCAUCUAGAAGAGGAAGGGGUGGUUCCCGUGGUAAUCGUGGUGGCGGUCGCUACACUUCUGCAUCUGGUCGUGGCGGCAAUGGUCAAGGUUAUAACAGAGGUGCUAAUGGUGAUCAAAACAUGAAUGGUCCAAGUGGUCGUUAUGGAGGCAGGUCUCAAAACAUGGAGAGAAGUGGUGGUGGUGGUGGUGGCAGCAGAGACAUUGGCCUUGAAGGUGGUGGUUACAGAGAAGGAAGAAAGGAUAAUAGAAAUCCUCCGCCACCAAGAUUCCGAAGAGGAGGUGCUUUGACAUCUGAAGGAAGGGGUAGGGGAUCAGAUAGAGGUAGUGGAGGACGUCCCAGGUCCUCUAGAGGUAGAGGCCCUAAUGUAGCAGCUAGUUCUGUGACUAAAAAGCCUGUGUUGACCAAACAGGCAUCAAAUGAAGGAGAAGAAUGGGAGACAGCAUCAGAAAGCAGUGAGCCAAAAAACGAUUCGCGAGAGUCCCGGGAAAAGAAAGAGAACUCUUUGAAAAAGAGCCUCUCUAAUCCGCGGCCGUUCAGCGACCGGCCUAAUAACCGGCGCAUGAACAACCAGGACUCUCGCAACAGUGUAGAGCGCCGCAAUUCUUCAAAUAAAGACAACAAACAGAACCAAAAAAACGGAGCUGCGCCGCCGACAAAAUCGGCGGCGAAUGGGACUACCCCUAAAAGUAAACCAUCAGUUGUAAGCACAGUCAAUCACAAAGAAAAUGUUGUGUACAGGAUGGAUGGAGUAACUCCAGCUGACCCAACAGCUAUUAACAAUGCUAUCAAUAAUAUGCAGAUGAAAAAACAAGUGGGUAAAAAAACUGAAUAUAAUGAGGUCUCUAAAUCAAUGAAAGCAGAAAAAGAUAGGAAGGAUGCUCUAGCAAAUAUUGAUAUAAACAAUAUAGCAGGUGUUGUUGUGGUUGAUGACCUUCAAGCAGUUACUAUAGAAGAUCCUGAUUUUUUACUAGAAAAUGAAGGCUUUCAAGAAGUGACUUCCAAGAGAACACUGAAAAAUAAACAAAAAUUAGAAGCUGAACAAAAAAAGACCGAAAAAGAAGCUUUGAAAAAACGUGAACAUCAAAAUAAAGUUGUUGCUCGCCCUAAAGGAUUAAGUCCAAAGACUGGUAGGACAAGUAUUAAAGGCAGUAAACUUCCACCUCGCUUAGCUAAGCAAAAGGAGCAGAGAGAAAAAGAAAAGGAGAAAACCAAAAAUGUUAUGCCUAAAAUUGAACUAUGGGAUAAUGAGCUGGCUAACAAUAUUCCAUCUUUAAUGGCAGGCUUAGAUUUAACUGCAGCUGGACUAAACAAUAAUACAGCUGUGGCAACUUCUUCUAGCAGCACAACUGUUGAUGAUACUACAGACUUACAAGGCACUUUGAUUGUGAACAGUAAGACAAGCAUAGCCAAUAUGAUUGUACCAUUGUCUAUGACCCCUGCACCAGCACCUCCGAUUAGUGCCUGGUCCAAGCCAAUAAAUUUUGCUGCUUCUGUGGGGCCAGUUGGUUCUCAAUCUCAGCAAGUAGCCCUCACUUCCAUCUCUGUUCAGCAUGUUAGUGCAGUGGACGUGAAAGGGGACAGAGGGGAUCAGCAUGACAGCGGGAUAGAUGUAAGUGACCAGCCCAACUCAGCAGCCUCAUCCACUCGGAGUUCUCCCAGUGCUGAUAACAAGCUCAUCACUUCCACUACCAUCCCACACUCUUCAAGUGUGGACCCCUCCACAGUCCCAGUGCUCAAGAAAAGUGAUGCUCUACCUAUUGAUGUUCUGCAAAGUAUUGAAUUACCAAAGUCUCAAUGUCCUCCUAAGACUAGUAAAAGUGAAAAAACUGUUGUGAAGGCUGAAGCAAGUGUGAAAAUGGUUAAAAAAAUUGAAAUGACAAGUAAAGAAAUGACUAGUACAAAACCAGAACCAAUACAGAUGCCUCCUAGUUUCAAGGACUCUGUUUUUGGAAAGGGUGAUGAAUCCAAUCUUCAAUUGGACUUUCACUAUGAUGAAAAUCUGGCUAACCCACUGGUGACAAUACCAGAACAGCCAAUUGUGGCUGAAAAAAAUGAGCCUGCUAUUCAUAAAGACAAAAUGAAUCUCUCUGCACCUGUUACCAAUUCACCUACAAUGGUGUCACCUACAUCACCUGCUACUGAGGAUCUUAGUUCAAAAAUAGCCUCUGUUAAAAAUUUCUGGGAUCCUCCAGUAUUCGAACACAAGACAAGUCUGGCUACAAGUAGUUCUGCAGUUAGCAGUGAUAACAUUCAAUCAAAUAUGUCAGGCAGCAACACUAAUGCAAACAAUGUUAGUGGGACUUCCACAUCCAGCUCAGUGUUUACAAAUUUUAGUCAUGAUGUUGGGAACAAUGUUGUUAGUGUGAGUGUUGGGGGAAUCAAUGAGUCACAGCUAGAAGAAACACCAAAAAGUGGUUCUAGUUCAGUGGUAUCUGUUCCUCCUGCACCUAGACUUUCACCAGUUAUUCAGCACCUUCAUCCUCAAGAAACUGUGAUGAUGACAGAUGUAGAUAUGACUCAGUCUGGAAUAAUGCUUACACAUGAUAAUAAAAGCAUGUCUAUUGAACCUACAAAUGUUUGCAAAGUGCGUCCUCAACAGCUACAAAUGGGCCUUGGCAAUGAUGCUUUAUCAAUGUCUGUUCUAUCGUCUGGACUCACUGGAGCAAUACCUACUGUUGCCAGUCCUCCAAUGAUGCUCACGGGCCAUGGAUACCCUACUUUUCAAUUAGGAUCUCAGUAUGUGACUCAAGAUCGAUACCACCAAGCUAGUUAUGGCUAUAGCUUAUCUCAAGCUCAGCCACCAGCUUCUAUUGGACCACAGCCCCAAGCUCCUGGCCAAUUAGCAGCACAGCAGACUUACAAUCAGGCCAGUUUAUUUGUUCCUACAACACCCACUCAACAGGAGUAUUUGUCAGCUUCUCAGCUGGGUUUUACACAGCGCACUCAUGGAUUUGGCCAAGCAGCUGCAGGUACAGCUCCUCCUCCUCCUGCACAACAAAGCACUAUUAUGGUAUCAUCUUCUACAUCUGCUUUGAUGUCAACAAAUAUCAAGGCGCCAACAGCAUCACAUGCUCCGGCACCUUCAUCAGUUUUUAGCACUGAUUUUCAAUUUGCUGAGCCUAUGUGUAAAGCUAUUGGACAAAAUCAAAUUUCUUAUGGUGGUGGAAUAACUGGUUCAUCUUUAAGUGGGACUCCAUCACAACAGCUGUACUAUUAUGACCCUAAUCCUCAACUUGGGCAGUUGUUUCAGCCGAGUCAGAAUUUAAGUAACUCACUAAUUGGAUCACAACUUGUACAGACAAGGACACAAGUGCAGCCAACCUCUUCUUUCUUUCAACAAGCUCCAACUGCUAGUUUUUAUCCUACACAGCAACCAAGUUCAGCUAUUCAGGUUGGGGCUCCCAUUCAACAACCAUCAGCUGCACAUCAGUUUUCAAUGCAAGCUUUUGGUAAUCAGCCUCAUGGGUUGGGAUUAGCAAUACAGCCUGCUUCAUUGGAUCAAGGCCCUGCUGGCCCUACAGCAUUGAAUAUUCAAACCUUAGGUCACAGUAUGGCCCAACCACAAUCCCAACAGCAUCAAUUAACUGGCUCCAAAGGGUCAAUAUUUGGUAGCAUGGUUAGUCAACAAGCACACCUGUCUCAGCCUUCUCAGCAUAUUACCCAUACUCAACCAGCCCAACAACAUAUUGUGUCACGAGCAACUCAGAUGAAAUCUCCGCCUCAUAGCAGUCAACUGAGUAAUACGUACAUGAGUAAUGUGGUACCCACUUACACUCAAGGACAAAUUUUAUCCAACAAACAGUUUGGAUCAAAUGCCACUGGCCUUUCUCACCUAAACAGUCACCAUACUAAUGUCAACAUUAACAGUCAUGCCAACAACAAUAUGAUCAUGGCUACAGGCUCUCAAAGCUUGAACAGCUCUGCUCAUGGUCUGAGUGGUAAGAGCUCUAGCUCUAACAGUUCUGCUCACACCACCAUGGAAUUAGCGAAUAACAAUGGUCCACGCAUUGGCACCCAGACUCUAGCUAUGGCUGGACCACCUCCUCCACCACCACCUCCUCCUCAGUCUACAACUUCCACUGGUAGAAGUUCAACAUCAUCUAGGUAUUUAAAUCCUAAUGCUCCAAAUUUUCCACCAGUAAAAUAUGGAGGCGCUAGUAAUAGUUCAUCACAAACAUUUGUUCCAGCUCAACAGACUCCACCAAGUCAACCAACAAAUCAACCACCUUCAUCAGGCAAUAACCAAGUAAGACCUCAAAUGAUUAUGGGAAACCCAAUUCGUUCUAAUGCUCCUCAAGUCCCUGGAAAUACUAGAGCUUUCUUUCCUAAUCCUAUACAAAGACCUGGAGGACCAGGAAUGCCUCAAGGAAUACAACAAUUCCCCCCUGCCAAUGCUAACAAUAGUGGACCAUCUAAAAGUGGAAAUAGUAAUCAAGUUAACAAUGCAGGAGGUCCUAAUCCUCUAAACCUAAAUGCUAUGAAUUUGGGAAACAAUGCUUUGUUAAGCAGCAUUAUCAGUGUUGCAAAGUCUGUGAUUAAUCAACAAAUAAAUAUGCAAGCUGCAUCUAACGCUGGUGCUCCUAACCCUUUUGCUAUGAAAGGUCCUACUAGUGUGCCAGGCUCCUCUUACAUGGGAGGAUCAAAUAGAGAUGCAUCAGCUAGAAACCAUGCCAAUACUGGAAAGGCUCAAGGCCCUCAAGGAAUGAAUCAGAAACCACCUAACUCUAAUUCUUCUUCAGUGUCUACCAAAGCCCCUGGUUCUUACCCUGAUAGCCUUAAGGCACAACAGGCAAAACAGCGGCAAGAAGUUCUUAACCAUGCUGCCAAUUUCCUCAACAGUAAAGCUGCUACAAAUAAAGAAUCUAGUAAAGCUGUCACCAGUACUACCAGUACACCUCCCACUACAAGUAAAAGUGAAGAUAAAAAACCAGCUCUUGCCAUGGUGUCAAACCCUAGUCUUGUAGGAACAAGUGUGAAAAUCAAUUUACCUGCAAGCAGCAAUACAAGGGCUCCAGCUUUGUCAUCGACUACUACCAGCACGGAAUCUACUCAAACAGUUACAACUACCGUUUCUUCCAGCAGUAAUGCAAAAAACACAGCAUCUGCUGUUUCCAACAACUCCACAGGUGAUGCUAAGUCAUCCAACUAAAAUACAACUGUUUGGAUUCAACAGAAAAGCAGAAGUAUUAUAAGGGUUGACAUUUUGAAAAUCAUUUUUCACGCACACACAAAAAAAAGAAUCAAAGUUUUUACAUAUCACAUAAAAGAUGAAAUUUUUCAAAUAGAAAAUGUAGACUCAAAAAAAACAAUUUAAGCUAUUGAUGUGCAACAUAAAGUGGAACUAGAUAUUCUGGCUUAAUUUACAUGGGCAAUAUACUUUGAAAAGUUGAACUAGACAAUUUAUUAGUCCUAGAUUAUAAACAUGCAAAGUGGUCUGCUUUAGUUUCUAAAGAGAACUGGACUAUGAUCUGCUAAUACAAGGUGAACUAAACAUUCUCACACAUUGAUGGAGAUAGUGUAACUCCAUGAAGAUUGGGCCUUGAGAAAAGUGAACUCAGUUCGGCAUAGUCUGUGAUUUUGUUCAGCAUAGUCUGUGAUUUCACUGUAUUGAACAAGUACAGGCUGCAUUGCUUGGAUUAGAAAUUAACCUGUGAAGCAAUAUAUUAGUUUUGGGCCAGUGUUAUCAUUUAAGUCAUCUCAUUUAUGAUUUAAUUAGUUUUGACCUGGUAACAAACUUGCUUUCUUUGAAAUUUGGGCCUAAGUUAUGUUAUAAAAUAGCAUAUUUUGUCUUAUUUUCUGAGACUUCUAAAUGUAUAUUGUGAGACUUAAACUACUUCAAAUAAAUUAACUGCUUAUUGCUAAAGAUGAAGUUUUUUUAAAAAUAGAAAUAUAUCUUAUACAUUUAUUUUAAAUAUAUAUGGAUAUAUACACAUAUGUCUACUUUGAUAGAUUGGGUAUCUUGUUGUUAAUUUUAAAAAAAUAAUUUUAGCAAUUUUCUAGUUUCUAAUGGGCAACUAUUACAAGCAUCAUUGUGCUUUGUAUGUAUUGAAAUGUUAGCUGCUGAACUGAGUUUGAAUGUAAAGACUAUGUAAGAAUGUAGCAAGUGUAUUGGCAAUAGACCAAGCGUUCAAUCAUAAAAGACAAAUAUAAUAGACUUAAAAUGGUGUGAACAGUUCAAAUUUUCUGUCCACCAAGUGACUCAAUUUACCAUUUAUAUUUGAGACAAACCUCACCAAUGUUGUGGCAAAUCUUGUGCCAAUUGAUAAACAUAACACAUUUCAACAGAAAUUCCUCUUGCAAUUUUGCGAGCAAUGUUGACUCGCUGAUUUAUUCUGGUCAAGAUAUUCCCCCAUAUCUUGCUACCAGUUGAUCAAGCUUGAAGCCCACCCUUGAUUCCCCCAUUAAGUGUGGUGGCUGUAAGGCCUGUAGAGAAAGUGUGGCAUUGGUCCCUGUGUCCCCCCCACAUACCAUUGCCACACUCCUCUUUGCCUUCCUAGUUUUUUUUUUUUUUUUUACUUAUUUAUUUACUUUUUUGUACUUGUGUAUGUUUGUGGGUAAGUGUGUGUGUAGAUUACAGCCUGCUGUACUUGAUGCUCUAUCAAUUGAGAACAGUCUGUAGUAAUAACAACAGUCAGAUGUUUGUUUAAGACGAAGGUCUGGGGUUGAGAGAAAACAUUUUUUUUCUUCCACUUUUUUUUCCAGUGAUAUUUUACUUACUUUUUAUAAUUGGGGUUUCUCAAACCAAAAACUGUUGAGUUACUCAAGUCUGUUCUGUGUUGAUACACAGUGCUGUCUGUAGGAUUAUUUUAUGCCAUGUACUUUCACAUUCUGAUGUGUGUGAAGCAAUUUUUUUUUACUCUCUACAAUAAAACUUAGUGAAAACACUUUUCUCUCAUC
This is a messenger RNA of Biomphalaria glabrata, 11542 nucleotides long. Its product is annotated as protein PRRC2C-like. The record is from RefSeq and is a predicted model, not a curated record. The transcript has 40 exons. Gene Ontology annotation, biological process: cell differentiation. Lineage: Eukaryota; Metazoa; Mollusca; Gastropoda; Planorbidae. The coding region runs from base 225 to 9794 and encodes 3189 amino acids.